Molecule: messenger RNA, 1583 nt
Organism: Anopheles bellator
Lineage: Eukaryota; Metazoa; Arthropoda; Insecta; Diptera; Culicidae
Product: hydroxylysine kinase
Exons: 4
Coding region: 4-1227 (407 amino acids)
Molecular function (GO): amino acid kinase activity
Source: RefSeq, a predicted model, not a curated record
ACCAUGGAGAUGAAAGCAAUCAAACGGAGCUCCACGGAGGAUCCGCGUCCCGAAGAUGGUGACGGUGGUUUAUCUGAAAUUCAUGAAACAGAGGGUGCUACCGAGAACGAAAUAGAAACCCCAAAUACGGACACGUUGAAACCGGGAUCGCAAAUAAGGCCCACCGUCACUGAGGACGAAGUCCGCAAGCUGGCCGAGCGACUGUACGGAAUUAUUGUGCUGGAAAGUUGCGAGCUGGAAUCCUACGAUGAUCGUAACUUCAUGAUCCAGGCCGACAGUUAUGUCAAGAACCCGAUAUUGAAAUCAAUCAACGCCAGCGGUUACGUGAUGAAAAUAGCAAAUUCACUCGAUUCCCGCGACGAAUCGUUCUUUGAGGCGCAGAAUGAAAUCAUGAUGCAUCUCAGAAAGCGUGAGAUCAAAUGUCCGGUGCCGAUGCAGAACAUUCACGGCAAAUAUCACUCGGUCGAAAAGCUGGGCAGUUCGGAACACAUCGUUCGUUUGUUGGAGUAUAUUCCGGGCAAAAUAUUCCACGGAGUACCGCAUCCGGAUGAGAUGUUCUAUCAGGCUGGACAGUUUAUAGCGAGAAUCGAUUCGGCCCUCAAGGGUGUGGAUAAAACAAAGAUCCUCAACCGGCAGUCAAUAUGGAUGUUGGAGAGCUUCCCGAAGCUCCACGAUUUCAUCUACGUUGUCAAGGACGAGCACCACAAGGAUAUCAUCGAACAGGUGUUGGCAGCAUUUCGAAAACGAAUCAUUCCGAAUCUGAACGAAUUUCAACAGGGCGUGAUCUACGGGGAUUUCAAUGAACACAACAUCAUAGUUAACAAGAAAGCAACGGAUUGCAAGGACUACGAAAUAACGGGCAUUAUCGAUUUCGGCGACGUGUGCUAUUCGCGCUACGUUUUCGAAUUGGCCAUUGCCAUGACGUACAUGAUGCUGGAAUCGAACGAUCUAGACACUGGCGGGCUGGUGAUCGCUGGCUACAGUAUGAUACGACAUAUUCCUCAGCACGAGAAAGACGUCCUCAGGGUGGCGGUUGCGGCACGUCUUUGUCAGAGCCUUGUGCUUGGUCUCUACACGGCCACCGUCGACUCUAAUAACCGGUACAUUCUGUCAACCCAAACGCGGGGCUGGAGUAUGCUCGAGGCACUGUGGAACGAAUCAGACAAAGAUAUUCAAGAACGUUGGGCCAACGUGGCCGAAGAGUAUCUUACUAGAAGUACCAAGUGACGCGGUUGUCGAAACGUUAUGAUUUCUAAUGCAUUUUAAUUAUAAUUUCACGUCGAACGUGAUGCGUUUCUUUUAAGCGCAUUCGCACUAACACUGCACCGGAAGCAAUAUCUACAUGCAUCAAUUAUUAGGGCAAUGAAAAAGAUUUUACUGCAAUACAAGAGCUUUAACAGUAGGCGGCAAUAAAAUAAAAUUCAUAAAUAGCAAAUAAAAUUCUACUGUCAAUUACAUAUUUUGAUCAGUCUAUUGAAGUGUCUGUGCAAGGAAAGGAAUAGGUUUGAUCAUAAGGUUGAAAGCUGUUUGAUUCACUUUAGAAAUGACAGAUUUUUACUUUAAUGGAAUCGGCAAGUUGAAUG